GGGUUCAUCGUGUUUCAUUCUCUGCCGUCGAUGGUGUUUUCUCCGCCACAUCGACGGUGGAGAAUGGUGGGUCAUCCGUGAAAGCAGAAAAUGCUGACGCCGUGACAAAAUAAUUCUUAGACCCAAUUGCAUUCACUGCCACACGGCUCUUGUUAUAGUGAUGGGCCACGUCUCCAUUUCUUGCACCCAUUAAUACCCAGACAAUUUCUCACUAUUUACAACUAACUUAGCAUCACAAAACCGCAAACGGAUGGUCUUUUUCGUCAUUUCAUCACUGAUAUGCUAAAAUAUCUACUCUUCCCAGUUUGCAAUGAAAUUCCAACUCUGUUUUCCUCUUUCACUCAUUUGAGUACUCAUCGGAGAUGGCGGUUGUAGUCGGAAACAUAGCACUAUUGCUUGACGGAACUCACUUGACCACUCCACGUGCCGUAGUCUUACCAGAUCGGAAAACGAGGGAUGUUCUGUUGAACUUUUUUGUGAAGAAAGACCCAUGUCAGAAUCAGAGCAUGUGUGCUUCUAUUGGGUUUGAGAAUGAAAGAGAAAGAUUAAAUCCGAAAGUGGGUUUUCGGGGUAAAGCGAAUUCGAAAGUCGGUGCGGUUGAUUAUGAGAAUUCAAGUGAUGAUGAGAAUGGAAAUGGUGUUGAAGAUGAAGGAGAAGGUGGUGGAGGAGGAGAAGAGUUCGAUUGGGAGAAAGAAAUGAAGAGGAGAGUUAAGGAGCUAGAGGAAAUGAAGGAAUUGGAGAAAAAAGCUGAGGAAUUGCAGAAUCGUGUUGAUGAGGAGUAUGGUGAAGAAGGUGAAAUCAGUGAAGAAACUGAGGAGGAGAAACGUGAAAGAGUUCGAAGGGAGCUCGAAAAGGUGGCAAAGGAGCAAUCAGAACGCAGAAAAACUGCUCAAUUAAUGUUCGAUUUGGGCCAGAAGGCUUAUGGGAAGGGCAUGUAUGGACGUGCAAUAGAGUUCCUUGAAGGUGCUCUUACUAUCAUUCCUAGACCAACCUUGUUUGGUGGAGAGAUACAAAUAUGGCUUGCUAUGGCUUAUGAAGCUAAUAACCGCCAUUCAGACUGCAUUGAUUUGUAUAAGCAACUAGAAAGGAAACAUCCCAGUGUCAGCAUCCGACGUCAAGCUGCAGAGCUUCGUUAUAUAUUGCAAGCACCUAAGUUGAAGAUAUCUCAAGAAGAAAUGGUUACUAUACCACUUAUUGGUUCUAGCUAUGAUAGUUAUGCUGGAUCAUGGACUGACAAAGAGAAGGACAAAGAUGAAAGACAAAGCCGGUCUACAACAAAUCAGCUUCCAUCGAGCAGGGACUGGGUGGGAGACUUUCUGGUCUGGAAGCCCCCAGUUGGUUUGGAGAAAAGCCAAUCAUUCUGGGCAAUUUUAACAAUAUGGAUAGCCUUGGUUGGAGCUGCACUCUUUUUGCAAAAAUGAAGCAUAUAUUUAUACUUGUAAAGAUGAUUGUUGUUUAGCUUUCUAUUCUUUAUUGGUAAGUAUAUAUAGGCUAAUGUGUAUUACCAUUCUAAAUCCCUGUUGUAUAUUUCUACCCUUGUUUAAUAUAAUUAGCAAAUAUCAAUUCUGCUAUGCUCUGCAUUUUGCAUUUGUUACACUCAUUUCUUGGACAACAUCUGAGAGUAAAAG
Solanum stenotomum is the source of this 1628-nucleotide messenger RNA. RefSeq lists its product as uncharacterized. The record is from RefSeq and is a predicted model, not a curated record. Gene Ontology annotation, cellular component: chloroplast thylakoid membrane. The coding region runs from base 363 to 1421 and encodes 352 amino acids. Gene Ontology annotation, molecular function: protein binding. Lineage: Eukaryota; Viridiplantae; Streptophyta; Magnoliopsida; Solanales; Solanaceae. The transcript is spliced from 4 exons.